AUGGCUGCCAACACCAAAAGAUUACUUCUAAGUGACCUAGUUUCAUCCGAUAAGAUCGAUCAAGUCCCCUCUCACUACAUCCGUCCAAUCUCCCAACGCCCCAAUCUCCAAAACGUUUACCAUAAUGAUCAUACCAUCCCUCUCAUUGAUCUCCACGAUCUUUAUACUCCCAAUCGCUCUCAUGUCGUCCAUCAAAUUGGUCGAGCCUGCCGCGACUAUGGCUUCUUUCAGGUCAAGAACCACGGGGUACCGGAAUCCACCGUAGCCAACAUGAUGAAUAUCGCAAGAGAAUUCUUCAAGUUGCCAGAAGAAGAGAGGCUCAAGACAUACUCCGACGACCCUACAAAGACAACAAGACUAUCCACUAGCUUUAACAUCCGUACAGAAAAGGUUGCUAACUGGAGAGACUUCUUGAGACUCCAUUGUCACCCGCUACAGGACUACAUCCACGAAUGGCCCACCAACCCGGAGUCUUUCCGCGACCAUGUGGCGGAGUAUUGCCGGAGUGCAAGAGGGCUAGCACUCGUACUUGUUGAGGCUAUUUCGGAAAGCUUGGGGCUUGAAAGAGAUUAUAUCAACAGACAAUUGGGGAACCAUGGACAACACAUGGCUUUGAAUUACUACCCACCAUGCCCACAACCAGAUUUGACUUAUGGUUUGCCUGGACAUACUGAUCUUAAUCUCAUCACCAUUCUUCUUCAAGAUGAGGUCCCUGGUCUCCAGGUUUUGCGAAAUGGUCACUGGGUUGCUGUUGAUCCUGUUCCUAAUACGUUCAUCAUUAAUAUUGGUGAUCAAAUUCAGGUGCUGAGUAAUGAUAGAUACAAGAGUGUUCUUCAUCGAGCUGUGGUGAACUGUGAGAAAGAACGGAUAUCUAUACCAACGUUUUACUGCCCGUCUCGUGAUGCAGUGAUAGGUCCUGCUUCAGAAUUGGUAAGUGAUGAUGAACCUGCUGUUUAUCGGCAGUUCACAUAUGGGGAAUACUAUGAUAAGUUUUGGAAUCGAGGGCUUGCAACUGAGAAUUGUUUGGAUAUGUUCACCCUGACCUCCUCAUCCAGUUGA
Molecule: messenger RNA, 1059 nt
Organism: Lactuca virosa
Lineage: Eukaryota; Viridiplantae; Streptophyta; Magnoliopsida; Asterales; Asteraceae
Source: the annotation of a GenBank genome assembly